UGGGGUGGGAGGAAAAUAAGUAAGAAACUUUAGGGUCCAAAUCAUAAAACGAAAAGUUUAUAGGGACUUAUAAUUCGAUAAAAGGAAGAUACACUAUCAAAAACUAGAAAGCAGAGACAAAACGAAACUGUGGAAGAAGGAAAGAAACUAAGGUAGGGGGCGGUGGUUUUGUAAUACAUGUAUGGGUCGUUCUAGUUGGAUCUGAAUCUGCAAACAAACAAAGAGGGGGAAAAAAAAAAGAGGAAAAGGAGAGAAGAAGGGGGAGGACUGAGGAGAUCAUCACAGGUAUUCCAAGAAGAGGAAGAAACGCAACAGGUAACCCUAACCCACCUAACUUCUUCCUUCAUUGUGCCUCCGUGAAUUUAUCAGGCGAGGAAUCUCAGUGAUUGUCGGAUAGGGAAUCAGAUCCAGCCCUGGAAAUGCUCAGGGCAUUAAUCUUUUCUAUUGUACAAAGUGUCAGUCUGAUCUGGACUUUGUCAAACUAUGUUUUAUUUUCUUUUUUUUAUCAGGAUUCGUGGAAACCUCCGUAAACUUGUGAUGCUACUGCUUGUUCUUGCAAUCACAGUCUCAACCAUAAAUAUAACGCCAAGGAUGUUCUUCUCUGUUAGCGCCAAUCGACCUCUUUGGAGGAAUCGUUAACAUAAGACAACUACAGAAGAAAAUGGUGUUGGGCAGAAUUGUGGAUUUUAUUUCCGCUGCGUCAAGUCGUUUGUUGGCUCCACAGUCUUCUUCUUCUUCUUCUUCGUCUUCUUCUUCUACGGUUCCGUAUGUAGCGGUCGGAAUGUCGCCUCUGCCGCCCUCUGCUAAUGUUUUUGGUUUCGCCAACAACUACAACAACAACAACAACAAGAGCAAUCUUAGACACUCUUCGUCUCUCCAGGACUUCUCUGCUUAUCGUCCACUUGAUCCACAAGGAAGUGAUCUCGUCAACCACUUAAAGUAUCCACAUUCGUUGCAGAGAGAAAAUGCUGGCUCUAGCUUCUCGAAACAGAAGGCUUUGCCGGGAGGAACCCCGUCUAAGCGCACCAAGUGGGUGCGGCUUCUCAUGCUUAUUCUGUGCCUCUUGCUGUUGGGACUUGUAAUUUAUAUGAUUUCGCCUUAUGUUUAUUCUUAUUGGUCUCGAGGAGCAUCCAAAUUCUAUGUUGUGCUCGAUUGUGGAAGUACCGGAACUCGAGUUUAUGUAUAUCAAGCAUCUAUCGAUCACAACAAUGCUGGAACUCUUCCUAUUGUCUUGAGUUCUUUAGCGGAGGGUCUUCGCAAGAAGCCUAGUUCCCAGAAUGGGCGUGCUUAUGAUCGAAUGGAGACUGAGCCUGGGUUUCAUAAGUUAGUGCACAAUGUGUCUGGCUUGGGGGCCGCGAUUAAGCCGCUUGUUCAGUGGGCAGAGAAGCAAAUCCCCAAGCACGCACAUAAGACCACCUCUCUCUUCUUGUAUGCCACAGCUGGGGUUCGCAAGCUGCCGACUGCUGACUCGAAAUGGCUUCUAGACAAUGCGUGGUCCAUUCUCAAAAAAACUUCACCUUUCUUGUGCCAGAGAGAGUGGGUGAAGAUUAUCAGUGGUCCAGAGGAAGCUUAUUACGGAUGGAUAGCACUUAAUCAUCGCACAGGUAUGUUGGGGGCCAAACCAAGAAAACCAACCUUUGGUGCACUUGACUUAGGUGGGUCGUCGUUGCAGGUUACAUUUGAGAGCAAGGAACAUAUACAUAAUGAGACUAGCGUAAGCCUUAGAAUAGGAGCUGCUAAACAUCAUCUCACUGCCUAUUCUCUCUCGGGCUACGGUUUGAAUGAUGCGUUUGACAAGUCUGUGGUUCAUCUUUUUAAGAGUGUUCCAGAAAUCACUAAGAGAGAUAUAGUUAAAGGGAAAACAGAACUGAAGCAUCCUUGCUUGCAUUCUGGGUACAAGGAGCAAUAUAUCUGUUCACAGUGUGCUUCGAAUUACCAGGAAGGCGGGAGCCCUGUGAUUGCAGGAAAAAGUCUGAGUAAAGGAGGAAAAUCAGGCAUUGCUGUGCAGCUGCUUGGUGCUCCGAACUGGGAGGACUGCAGUGCGCUGGCAAAAGUUGCUGUUAAUUUAUCUGAAUGGUCAAGUAAAAACCCAGGCAUUGACUGUGAUUUGCAGCCUUGUGCUCUUACUGAUAGUUUUCCUCGUCCUUAUGGCCACUUCUAUGCGAUGUCUGGCUUUUUUGUGGUGUAUAGGUUUUUUAAUUUGACUUCAGAAGCCACACUAGAGGAUGUUUUGGAAAAGGGUCGUGAAUUCUGUGAAAAAACUUGGGAAGUUGCAAGAAAAAGUGUUGCACCUCAGCCUUUCAUUGAACAGUAUUGCUUUAGGGCACCGUAUAUUGUAUUACUUUUGAGAGAGGGCUUGCAUAUUACAGAUAGCCAGAUCAUUAUUGGUUCUGGAAGUAUUACUUGGACUCUUGGAGUUGCCCUUUUGGAAGCUGGGAAGGCAUUUUCAUCUAAAAUGCGGCUUCGCAGUUAUGAAAUACUCCAAAUGAAGAUAAACCCGCCAGUCCUUAUUGCAAUUUUGUUUAUUUCGUUGGUGCUCCUAGUUUGUGCAUUAUCAUUUUUUGGAAAUUCGAUGCCAAGAUUUUUUAGGAGGUCAUAUCUCCCACUUUUCAGGCAUAAUAGUGCGUCAAACACAUCUGUUCUUAAUAUCCCAUCUCCUUUUGCAUUCCAGCGUUGGAGUCCUAUCAGCUCCGAUGGAAGGGUGAAGAUGCCGCUGAGUCCAACAGCCCAAGAAAUACCAUUUGGCUUUGGACGUGGUCUCAGCGGUGGCAACAGCAGCAGCAGCAGCAUCCAGCUCAUAGAGUCUUCCUUAUACCCGUCAACUAGUAGUGUUUCACAUAGUUACUCCGCAAAUAAUUUGGGGCAGAUGCAAUUUGAUGGGAGUACAAUGGGUUCCUUCAGGUCGCCUCACAGAAGUCAGAUGCAUCUUCAAAGUCGAAGAUCACAAUCUCGAGAAGACCUUAAUUCUUCCUUAGCCGAGGCACACAUGGUGAAGGUCUAGGGCUUUGAUUUUCCAGAAAUUCUGGUAUCCUCACUUAAUUCUUCUCCAAUUUACAUUUUUCAUAGUAAAAGGGAAAGGGAUAUCAAAAUCUCAGUUGAAAGUUGUGCUAUACCCUAUUCAAUUCUGGCCAUUCUUUUUGUACCAUAUAGAACCCCACUUCAGCUGAGAAAUAGUUCAGCACAUAGUUUGUUUUAUGAUUUCUUUUUUCGUUAGUUCCAUGUCUUUCCCUACAUCCUCCAAAUAUGAAAUGAAAGAUGACUGCUUCAACUUC
Corylus avellana is the source of this 3272-nucleotide messenger RNA. RefSeq names its product GDA1/CD39 nucleoside phosphatase family protein. Gene Ontology annotation, cellular component: membrane. Lineage: Eukaryota; Viridiplantae; Streptophyta; Magnoliopsida; Fagales; Betulaceae. Gene Ontology annotation, molecular function: nucleoside diphosphate phosphatase activity. Gene Ontology annotation, biological process: nucleoside diphosphate catabolic process. The record is from RefSeq and is a predicted model, not a curated record.